Talaromyces stipitatus ATCC 10500 is the source of this 354-nucleotide messenger RNA. RefSeq lists its product as uncharacterized. The coding region runs from base 1 to 354 and encodes 117 amino acids. The record is from RefSeq and is a predicted model, not a curated record. Lineage: Eukaryota; Fungi; Ascomycota; Eurotiomycetes; Eurotiales; Trichocomaceae. The transcript has 2 exons.
AUGGAGGGUGGCUCUUAUUCUUUGCUUCAUGGUCUGGAAAUGGGCACAGAUGGAUUGAUAUUUGAUAAGUUCAAUGAAUUAGCUGGUGAAGUUGUUGAAGGGGAUCUCGAAUAUGUAGCUGGCUGUGUUAUCAACGAGUACAACAAGAUAUUAGACAUAGACGGAGCUGUAGUGGGACAUGCUGAGGUCAUCUCGCCAACCCCAGCGCAGAAGGCUCGACAUCCCGCUCCAAAAAAGAUCUUCGAUUCCCUUGAAGAAGAGGUCUCAAGGUUCGGUCACAGGCUUCAACCGUCAAUAGGGACUGUUGAUGGAUUCCAUGCUGGUUGUCUCGGCUUUGAUGGAUGUUUUAAUUAA